Danio rerio (zebrafish) is the source of this 915-nucleotide messenger RNA. It is a transcript of the gene u2af1, whose product is annotated as U2 small nuclear RNA auxiliary factor 1. Lineage: Eukaryota; Metazoa; Chordata; Actinopteri; Cypriniformes; Danionidae. Gene Ontology annotation, molecular function: RNA binding; metal ion binding; nucleic acid binding. The record is from RefSeq and is marked provisional. Gene Ontology annotation, biological process: mRNA splicing, via spliceosome. Gene Ontology annotation, cellular component: nucleus; nucleoplasm; U2AF complex.
AAUGGCCGAAUACUUGGCGUCUAUUUUCGGUACAGAAAAAGACAAGGUCAACUGCUCUUUCUACUUUAAAAUUGGAGCCUGUCGCCAUGGAGACCGAUGCUCUAGACUUCAUAAUAAACCCACCUUCAGUCAGACCAUUGCCCUGUUGAACAUCUACAGGAACCCACAAAACACAGCCCAGUCUGCUGAUGGCUUAAAUGCUGUCAGUGAUGUGGAGAUGCAGGAACAUUAUGAUGAGUUCUUUGAGGAGGUCUUCACUGAAAUGGAGGAGAAAUAUGGAGAGGUUGAGGAGAUGAACGUCUGCGAUAAUUUAGGAGAUCACUUGGUGGGAAAUGUCUAUGUGAAGUUCCGCCGUGAAGAAGAUGCAGAGAAAGCGGUGAUUAACCUGAACAACCGCUGGUUUAAUGGGCAGCCCAUUCAUGCGGAGCUCUCACCUGUCACUGACUUCAGAGAGGCCUGUUGUCGACAGUAUGAGAUGGGAGAGUGCACUCGAGGAGGCUUCUGCAAUUUCAUGCAUCUGAAGCCAAUCUCAAGGGAACUAAGGAGAGAGCUGUACGGCCGCAGAAGGAAGAGACAUCGGUCCCGCUCUCGCUCCCGUGAACGACGCUCUCGCUCUAGGGAACGCAAUAGAGGAGGUGGUGGUGGAGGAGGAGGCGGUGGUGGUGGCGGCGGCGGCGGUGGUGGUGGUGGAGGAGGAGGAAGAGACCGAGAGAGACGGCGGUCAAGAGAUAGAGAGCGUUCUGGAAGAUUUUAAAAUUUCCUUCUUUCUUGAAAUCAACAUUCAGUCACCAGACCCUUCAGCUCUCUCCUGAUGAAAUGUGAUAACUGUUGAAAUUGUUUCCUUCUUAAUUGUCCUCUGAUCUUUUUAUUCAACGUUUGUUUGCUUUUCAAUAAAAAAACACCUUAGUCGUUUCA